AACGUGGCGUCCAACGAGGCCAACAGCAGCGCCGCGGGCAGUGGCGCGGAGUCGGCCGCCCUGUUCUCCAAAUUGCGUAGCUUCUCGAUUGGCAGCGGGCCAAAUUCGCCGCAGCGCGUUGUCUCCAAUUUGCGCGGCUUUCUCACCCACCGCCUCAGCAAUAUCACACCGAGCGAUACAGGAUGGAAGGACUCGAUAUUGUCCAUACCCAAGAAGUGGCUCUCCUCGGCCGAAUCUGUAGACGAAUUUGGAUUCCCUGAUACUCUGCCGAAGGUGCCUGUCCCACCGCUAGAUCAGACAAUGGCCGACUAUGUGCUCGCCCUGGAGCCCAUCACAACGCCGGCGCAGCUGGAACGCACCAAGGGCAUCAUCAAGGAGUUCAUGUCGCCGCAGGGUCUGGGACCCCGACUGCAUCAGUAUCUGCUGGACAAGCGCGAGGCCGAGGAUAAUUGGGCUUACUAUUACUGGCUCAACGACAUGUACAUGAAUGUGCGCAUCCCGUUGCCGAUCAACUCGAAUCCUGGCAUGGUUUUUCCGCCUCGCCGCUUCCGUACCGUGCACGAUGUGGCCCACUUUGCGGCCCGGCUACUGGACGGGCUGCUCGCCCACAAGGAGAUGCUGGACAGCGGGCAGCUGCCGCUGGAGCGUGCCGCCUCUCGCGAGAAGAAUCAGCCGCUGUGCAUGGCCCAGUAUUAUCGCCUGCUCGGCUCGUGUCGUCGUCCGGGCGUGGAGCGCGACUCGCAGUAUUUGCCCAGGUGUGAGCAGCCGGGCGAGGAGGAUCGCCACGUGGUAGUCAUCUGUCGCAAUCAGAUGUAUUGCGUCGUGCUGCAGGCCAGCGAUCGUGGCAAACUCUCGGAGAGCGAAAUUGCCUCCCAGAUCCUGUACGUGCUCAGCGAUGCGCCAUGCUUGCCCGCCAAGCCGGCGCCUAUCGGGCUGCUGACAGCCGAGCCACGCUCCCAGUGGGCUCGGGAUCGGGAGGCACUGCAGUCGGAUGAACGCAAUCAGCGCAAUCUGGAGCUGAUCGAGACGGCGCUGGUCGUACUCUGCCUGGACGAGCCGCUGGGCCGCAAUUUCAAUGCACGCGGCUUUACAGGUGCCACGCCCAGCAUGCACAUGGCCGGCGAACGGGAUGAGACGAACAUGGCGCACGAAAUGAUCCAUGGUGGCGGCAGCGAGUUCAAUUCUGCCAACCGCUGGUUCGACAAGACCAUGCAGCUCAUCAUUUGCACGGACGGCAGCUGGGGCCUGUGCUACGAGCACUCCACCUCCGAGGGCAUCGCCGUUGUGCAGCUGCUGGAGAAGAUCUACAAGUCGAUUCUCGAGCAGCCGUUCGAUGACAACGGCCUGCCGCAGCAUCAUUUACCGCCGCCGGAGCGUCUUGAGUGGCAUGUCCCAGCCGAGGUGCAGCUGCGCUUUCCGCAGGCCGCCGUCAGCGUAGACAAGGCCAUCGACAAUCUGGAUUUCUACGUCUAUCGCUACAACGGAUAUGGCAAGAAUUUUGUCAAGGCCUGCCAGGUCAGCCCGGAUGUCUACAUACAGCUCGCACUGCAGCUGGCCCACUACAAACUUUACGGCCACCUCGUGGCUACCUACGAGAGUGCUUCCACCAGGCGCUUCCUGCACGGCCGCGUGGAUUGCAUACGUGCCGCCAGCACGGAGGCCCUGGAAUGGGCCAAAGCCAUGUGUCAGGGCGAAGGCGCCAAUGUGCCGCUGGAGAGCGAUCGCGAAGAUGACGAGGAGGAUGCCCGGAAAGUCAAAUUUAGCAUUUAUAGCAAGGAGCAUUUGCGGGAGCUCUUCCGCUGCGCCGUCGCCCGCCAGACAGAGGUGAUGGUCCGGAAUAUUCUGGGCAAUGGCAUCGAUAUACCAUUGUUGGGAUUGCGCGAGGCCUCCGUCGAGGUUACCGGCGAGCUGCAUGAGCUCUUCACAGACGAGUCCUACAAGAUAUCGCAAUGCUUUCUGCUCUCCACCAGUCAGGUCGCCUGCAGCACGGACAGCUUCAUGGGCUACGGUCCGGUGACACCUCGUGGCUAUGGCUGUUCCUAUAAUCCGCAGCCGGAACAGAUUGUCUUUUGCGUGUCGGCCUUCUACGCCUGCGAGGAUACGAGCGCCUCACGCUAUGCCAAAUCACUGCAGGACUCGCUCGACAUAAUGCGCGACCUGCUCCAGAACUAGAUAUAAAUAACGAAGCGAAAAGCAACACAACAAAGCAAACAUAUCAUUAAAUGUACCUUAGCAACAAUUUGUCCAUGAAGAUCCUAAUGGAUCUCCCUAACUAUACAACUCAAGGAGGAGAAGUGGAAAGCCCUGAAAGAAGGAACAAAUUAUAUAGAGAAGAAAGGGAAGACCAGAUAUAAGGAUAAAGUUAUAUAGAGAAGAAAAGGAAAAA
Molecule: messenger RNA, 2386 nt
Organism: Drosophila virilis
Lineage: Eukaryota; Metazoa; Arthropoda; Insecta; Diptera; Drosophilidae
Source: RefSeq, a predicted model, not a curated record